GCCCUCCUUCCUCACAUGCCGCCACUCUUCUCUCCUCUCCUCCACUUCACCCACGCUGCCCGCAGCGCACGGUUGUUUGCGUUUCCAGCGCUCCGUGUGCGCUCCUUCAACUUCAACCUCUCCCCGCCUGUGCGGUCUCCACAAGACCACCCCCUCCUCCACCUUCACCUCCUCCUCUUCCUCUUUCUCCUCCUCAUCCGUCGGACUUUUGACUUUUCAGAGCAGCUUUUCCUCCCACAGAGCAGUCGCCUAUUUUUGGAUCUCUCGCAGUGGAGCGCUGAAACGGAGAGGCUGUUCAACUUUUGAUGGAAAACAGGAGGUCGAGCGGCUGCUGACUUUAAAGGUGAUAGUGAGCUGAGGUGCUGAGGAUGAUGGAACAUCUCAGCGAGUCGUGUCUGGGGAAGGAGAACUCAGAGCUAGUCGUAGGCGGCCUGACCGAAGCCAAGGCCCCGCCGGCCAAACUGCCCCGGCUGGAGCAAAAUGGCAGUCCCCUGGGCAGAGCCAGGCUGGGCAGCGCUGGGGCCAAACUCGCUGGGGUCCCGUUCAAACCUGCUGGCCACCUGCUGAAAGCCUGCCACAAGAGAGGCAACAUGCUGCCCGUGUUCUGUGUGGUCGAGCACUAUGAGAACCCCAUGGACUUCGACAGCAAGGAGGAACACGCCGAGUUUGUCCUGGUUCGCAAGGACAUGCUCUUCAACCAGCUCAUCGAGAUGGCCCUGCUGUCGCUGGGCUACUCCCACAGCUCCGCAGCUCAGGCCAAAGGUAUGAUUCAGGUGGGGAAAUGGAACCCCGUCCCGCUGUCGUACGUGACAGACGCGCCGGACGCCACGGUGGCCGACAUGCUGCAGGACGUCUACCACGUGGUCACGCUUAAGAUCCAGCUGCACAGUUGUCCUAAGCUGGAGGACCUGCCGCCCGAGCAAUGGAGCCACUCUACAAGUAUGAUUUCCUCCAUUGUGAACAGCACUUACUAUGCAAAUGUGUCGGCGGCAAAGUGUCAGGAAUUUGGGCGCUGGUAUAAACAUUUCAAGAAGACAAAAGAUAUGAUGGGCAUGCGCCAACCCUCCCAGCUGGAGGGCUACCUGGGGACCUGUGUCCUCCGUGAGAGUCCGCGUGCCAAUGCACUAGCGGAGAUGGACAGCCUGUCCGACCUCUCCCCUCCCGGCUCCAACCACAAUCACAACCACCUAAGUUUCUCCCAGCAGCAGCCCAUUCCUGGCAGCACCGCAGAGCAGACGCCAUCAUCACCAGUCCCGCCAAUGCAGCACGCUCCUCCACAUGGCGGCCAAACAGGUGGCCGGCAGCCGCAGCUUCCCAGCCUACACCACCCUGGGUUGGUGUCGACGCCAAUCAGUCCGCAGCUGGUCAACCAGCAACUCGUGAUGGCGCAGAUCCUCAACCAGCAGUAUGCAGUGAACCGGCUGCUGGCGCAGCAGUCGCUGUCGCAGCAGUACCUCAAUCACCCACCCGUAAACCGCAGCUCCCACAGCAAGCCCCUGGAGCCUCAGGUGGGGUCCAACACGGAGGUUUCCUCUGAGAUUUACCAGUGGGUGAGGGACGAACUGAAGCGGGCUGGCAUCUCGCAGGCUGUCUUUGCCCGGGUGGCCUUCAACAGAACCCAGGGAUUAUUGUCUGAGAUCCUACGGAAGGAAGAAGACCCCAAGACGGCGUCCCAGUCGCUGCUGGUCAACCUGCGUGCCAUGCAGAACUUCCUUCAGCUUCCAGAGGCGGAGCGCGACCGCAUCUAUCAGGAAGAAAGGGAGCGGAGCCUAACAGCGGCAUCUGCCAUGGGCUCCACCCCCCUCAUCAGCACGCCGACCAGUCGACCCGUACAGCCCCGACGGGAAGACUGCAACAGCGUGAGGCCAGAGGACUGGAAUCCCCGAAUCCCUGUGGGCAUUUCACCUGUGAGCACACAGCGUCACCCACUCACCCCUCCAACUGCAACACUGCAAAAUGUGAAACCAUCGCCUCUGCCGAGCGAGUGGAACGGAAAGACCGAGAACUGCAUCUUGAACAUCACCUCCACCAUCUAUGAUGAGAUCCAGCAGGAGAUGAAGCGGGCCAAGGUGUCCCAGGCCCUGUUCGCCAAGGUGGCUGCGUCUAAGAGCCAGGGUUGGCUCUGUGAGCUUCUGCGUUGGAAAGAGGAUCCGUCUCCAGAGAACCGGACGCUCUGGGAAAACCUGUCCAUGAUCCGUCGGUUCCUGAGCCUCUCUCAGGCCGAGCGCGACGUCAUCUACGAGCAGGAGAGCAGCUCCGGGCAGCAGCACCACAACGAGCGGCCGUCACACCUGAUACACGUUUCCACCGAGCAGCUUCAGGCUCAGCCGCCUCAGAGUCAGCAGCAGCUCCAGCCCUCCCUGUCCCUCCACCCCUCCCAGCCUCUUUUAUCCCAGCAGCCUUUGCAGCAACAACAGAGCAACGCGGGCCCCCGCCUGCCGCCCCGUCAGCCGUCCACAGCCUCCCCGGCCGAGACUGAAGAUGAGGGCAGCCGGAGUGUCAAGUCCCGCAGCAGCGGUGGGAAGAUCUCCUUGGAGGCUCUGGGGAUCCUGCAGAGCUUCAUCCAGGACGUUGGCCUGUACCCCGAUGAGGAGGCCAUCCACACCCUGUCGGCCCAGCUGGACCUCCCCAAGCUCACCAUCAUCAAGUUCUUCCAGAACCAGCGCUUUUACAUCAAUCACCCUGCUAAGGCUGCGAAAGACCCCAGCAGCAACAACUCCACCGCCACCAACAAUGGCGGCAGCACAGCGGCGAACACCAGCAGCAGCAACAGCAGCAGGAGCAGCCCCGCCUUCGAGGAGGAGCUGACGGACUUCAGAGAGAGCGGAGAGCUGCUGAAGGAGCUGGACGAGAGCACGCAGACCACCGCCACGAUCUUCUCCAUCAAGAUGGAGGAGCACCUGGGCCGCGGAGGCGAGGUGCAGUCCGAGUCCGAGCACGAGGUCAAGUAGGACCCAGACAGAGCCCGUAGACUGAUCAUAACGCUCCCCCUCCCCCCACGCUGAGCACGAGGAGGAGUCCUGAUCUCGGGGUGUUCGGCGUCCGGACCGAUGAGACGUGUUUAUAUGGAAAUAUGUGAUCACACACUGGAGAGCCCAUUUCAGACUCACUGAAACCAGGACUACUUUUUGGAUUUUGUAAAACUUGUAAUAAUCACUGUAAAAAAAAAAAAAAAAGAAAAAAAAAUAACAGAAAAACUGAAGCAUCAUUUUCAUAAUCUGCACAAAAAGAAAAAAAAAGUUAUUGUAAUUAUGUUGGCGUGGAUAUUUGCUGGCUGCACUCGAUGUACGUCGUUUUACACUGACUUCUCUUUUUGAGCUACUGAUUAUAUUCCGAAAAAAAAACAAAAGUCCCCAAGGAGUUCGAUAAGUGUUCAUGUAUGUAAUGUUUUUUUUUUUUUUUUUUUUAAAAAGCAGAUGAAAUCAAGGACCAAGUGGUUGUCAAGGCCUUAAUCAUGAGGUAUCAAGUCUGGGGCCUGCUGGCGGAAAAGUUAUUCUUUUACAAAAAAAGCGUAACGUGAUUCUGGAUCACUGCAAUCACCCAGAGCCCAGGUGCAUCUCCGAGAAGAGCUCAAUCUGUACUUAUUAUCUGUUAGGGAGGAAUAAUAAAUAUAAAUAUAUAUAGACAUUAUAUUGUAACUGUAAAAAAAUACAAAGUACAGUCUUAAAGAAACUAUGCCAACAAAUGCCUUGUACUAUACGGCACUGCCGAUGUUAGAUUAUUUUGCAAAACCUUCGUCACUGUAACUUGUGAAAUGCCACACAGUUAGAAAUGUGAAUGGAUGAAAUGUUCUGUUGUCCGGCGUUAUUUAUUUGCGGUUCAUGCAGUGUUUCUGAUGUAUAAAUACAGUUUUUUAUUUUGAAACGUUCUCAUUUCCCCUUUUUCUUUUUUUUAAUCUCCAAUCUUUUUUUUUUUCUGUUCCUAUUUAUAAGUCUGACUUCAACGGGCAGUAAAAACAAAAAGUGUCUUAAACGGAGAAGCGUGCUUUAAAGGUUGCCUAUAAAGUGCUGUCCGUCGAGCAGAUCAUGCUACAAGCUUCACUAUUAUUGUUGUAUGCAAUUUUUACUAUCAUGCAAAUAAGCUGCGGUGGGACGGCAAACCUGUAGGCGAGCUUAGAAAGAGUUAAUUAGAAAAAAAAACAUAUGCAAUCUGUGUGAGGUCUGAUGUCUGCGACGCGUCUUCCUUUGGUCAACGGUCCGAUUGGGAAAGCUCCGGCUGUGUAAAGAUCCUGUACAAAAAGUGUUUUCCUUUUUUUAAAGCCUUCAUUUCAACGAGAACACCUGUUAUUUUGUUACAAACCGACUGACUGUUUUCUAAGUGUUUCUCGGUUUUGUCUCUGCAGAGAUAUUUUGACUAGAAGUGGUUAUUGAUUGUUAAUUACACGAUUAAAGUGUUUGUAUUGUUCCACAGAUUUCUUGGCAUUAACUUGACCAGACUCUUUUUGCCCUCAAAGGGUUUUUGAUUUUCCUCCUUUUCUCUGGAAAUAAAAAGAUGAGACAAUGUGAAUUGUUUUUAAAAAUCCAGCCCAGCUGGGAAAAACUGCUGUUUGUAAUAACUGUAAAUAUCACAUGGUAUGAAUCAAUGAUUGUUUAUUAUUGUAAAUAUAUUUGAAGUUUGUGUAAGAGCUCAUCGUACAAGAACUGAAUUUUCUGUUGUGCCUCUUCCUCUCAGAGCGACUGUACCUGGGCUCCUUCCAACUGCUGAGUGUAUCUGAAGCACCUGUGAAAUCUGAAAUAAAUAAAAACGUGAGGUGUGAACACCUGGGGGUUAACAUCUAAAGCA
This is a messenger RNA of Cyprinodon tularosa, 4782 nucleotides long. RefSeq names its product DNA-binding protein SATB1 (gene satb1b). The transcript is spliced from 13 exons. The record is from RefSeq and is a predicted model, not a curated record. The coding region runs from base 369 to 2951 and encodes 860 amino acids. Gene Ontology annotation, molecular function: DNA-binding transcription factor activity, RNA polymerase II-specific; RNA polymerase II cis-regulatory region sequence-specific DNA binding. Lineage: Eukaryota; Metazoa; Chordata; Actinopteri; Cyprinodontiformes; Cyprinodontidae. Gene Ontology annotation, biological process: chromatin remodeling; regulation of transcription by RNA polymerase II.